GCAAGUUGAGUGACUCAACGCAGCUUUAGUUUCGAUUUUAAGAAAAGGAAAGCUUGAAACGCCUCUGUUUUAUACUGGAGCUGCGCGACCUGGAUUUUGUGGUUGAUUAUACCUGGAUUUUGUGGUUGAUUAUACUUGUUGGGAUUGCGCGACAUGUGGCUGAUUAUAAUUGUGAUUGAUUGAAGCCCAGCAGCCCACUGCAUUAGAGGAGUUAUAUUUCUAACACGAUCAUCAGUUACAAACAUUCCUUGGUGACAUCAUGAGUGUUGUGAGGUCCAGUCUGUCAGCAGAGCAGGAGAAGAAACUGCUGUCUCUGUUUGGCCAUGUCAGACUCCACCUGCUCUACAAAGCCAGUGUCCACGGUUACUCAAAUUCAUCCUUCCACUACCACUGCAACCAACAGGGACCCACUGUUCUUGUGGCCUACAACAAGACUGGAUUUGUUUUCGGAGGUUACAUCAGUAAGGACUACGCCCAGACUAACCAGGAGAUCAACGAUGAUAAGGCCUUUCUCUACAGCAUCUCUGACCAGAGAGAAAAGCCACUGCGUGUGUCCAGUACCAAUGGCCAGUACGGUUUCACAGAUGGAAACCAUGGUCUUAAUGUUGGUGUCUUGUGGUUUCUUUAUAAUAACACCGCUACAGUUCAAGUUGUUGCAGGGAACAGCUACACCUUUGAAGCAGAAGAGAUGCAUGGCAAUGACGUGCAGCUGACAGAGUGUGAGGUGUACAGAGUGGAAGACUGUGGAGGCUUUCUGGAGACUCCUUGGAGGAAAAUUGACUGGGAAGGAUAUGGCACCAAGGACCGCCUGAUGGACUAUAUCAAGAACUAUAAGCCUGAGGUAAAGUCUGUGGUCCAGGCCAGAGUUCUGCUGGUGGGUCCGGUCGGGGCUGGCAAGUCCAGCUUCUUCAACUCCAUCAACUCUGUCUUCAAAGGACAUGUUACCGGGCAGGCUAACACCGGCAGCGCAGGCAACAGCCUCACCACACAGUUCCGUACCUACAGCAUCAAGGCAGAGCAGGGUGGGAAGGCUCUCCCUCUGGUCCUAUGUGACACCAUGGGCCUGGAGGAAGGACCCAGCGCAGGGCUGGAUAUAGAUGACAUCACCAGUAUCCUGAAGGGCCACGUACAAGACCGGUACCAGUUCAACCCGUCCAUGUCUGUCCAGGCGGAUGGUGUUGGGUACUGUAAGUCGCCCAGCCUGAAGGACAUGAUCCACUGUGUGGUCUACGUACUGGACGCCUGCAAGGUCACUCUGCUCUCUGCCAAGAUGGUGGACAAGCUCGCCGCCAUCCGCAAGGGGAUCAACAAGCUGGGUGUUCCCCAGCUGGUCCUGCUUACUAAGGUGGAUGAGGCCUGUCCUCUAGUGAGAGAAGACCUGACCAACGUCUACCUCAGCCACUACAUAGAGAGGAUGACCCGCGAGGUGAGUGUUUGUCUGGGUGUGUCCCAGUCGUGUGUCCUGCCAGUGAAGAACUACAGUCGUGAGUUUGAGCUGGACAUCCACACAGACAUCCUCCUGCUUACUGCCGUGGUCCAGAUGCUUCGCUACACUGACGACUACUUUGAUGAUCAGGCUGGGGACCAGAAGUCUGAGUGACUAGGGGUGUAGGUGUGUUACUGAUCUGAAGUCAGUUUUGGGUUUGACCUUCUAAUGGUUAAGGUUAGGAUCAGGGCAAUACACUGAUCCUAGAUGUGUUUAAAUGGUAACUUUUAGUUAUUGCUUUAUAAACCUUUUUAUCUUAAUUCUCCGAGGCUAUUCCAUUCUGACUUUCCCAGUUACAAUUUUCACUGAGUAUAGAAAACAUUAGGAACACCUUCCUAAUAUUGAUGUCCUUUGGGUGGUGGACCUUUCUUGAUACACAUGGGAAACU
Messenger RNA from Coregonus clupeaformis (lake whitefish), 1874 nucleotides. RefSeq names its product interferon-induced protein 44-like. The coding region runs from base 260 to 1600 and encodes 446 amino acids. The transcript has 9 exons. NCBI's taxonomy places the organism in Eukaryota, Metazoa, Chordata, Actinopteri, Salmoniformes, Salmonidae. The record is from RefSeq and is a predicted model, not a curated record.